UGUUCUAAUAAACCUAGUGCAACAUGCCAAAAGCGAGCGCAGAAAAAGAAUGGAAGUUCACCAUGCUACCCCGGGCAAAUGUGUUUCACCCAACGUUGGAGGAAUUCGCAAACCCUCUGAAAUACAUCAGCAGCAUUAGAGAAGUUGCUAAAACUACAGGUAUAAUCAAGGUUGUGCCCCAGGGCUGGGCUCCGCCCUUCUCAAUCGACAUCGCAAAGUUCCUCUUUACACCACGUGUCCAGAAGCUAAAUGAACUGGAAGCCAAGUCUCGCUGUCACUUUCAGUUCAUGGAGGGUCUCGCCAAAUUCUGGCACCUUCAGGGUGUUGAUGUGAAGAUACCCAACGUAGAGUACAAGCCUCUGGAUAUGUAUACGCUACACAAGGUGGUACAAGAUUUUGGUGGGUAUGAGAAGUGCUGUAGUGGGAAGAAAUGGAGCGCUAUUUGCAAGAAACUCAAGUUCAAGGACAGAUCCCCGGUAAAUACGAUACGGCAACAUUACGAGAAGAUUGUUCACCCCUACAUUGUCUUUAGAAGAGUUCAUUGUGGCGAAAAUCUGGCUUCUGACGAAAAAAAUAUAACAGUUGAACUCAUCAAAGAAAAGAUGGAGAAGACUGAAUACAAGCAUCCCAAUGACACAGAUGAUAAGAAGGAGCUAUUAUACGAGAAUCUGUUCUGUAAAGUAUGUAAGAAUGGAGACAGGGACGAUGCUAUGUUACUCUGUGAUGAAUGUGAUGAACCUUAUCACAUAUACUGUCUCAAUCCUCCGCUAGAAAAGAUUCCCAGUGGAGAAUGGAGGUGCCCUGUUUGCCUUGCUAAGGAAAUAGACAACCGGCAGUUCGGAUUUGAGCAAGCAAAGAAAGAGUACACACUAUCCCAGUUUGGUCAGAUGGCCGAUAAUUUCAAGUCCCGGUAUUUUAAGAUGCAGGCCAGUGAGGUUCCUAUUGAUAGAGCUGAGGAGGAGUUCUGGAGAUUGGUCUGCUGUGUCGAUGAAGAUGUUGCAGUCGAAUACGGAGCUGAUCUCCUGUCCUCUGAGCUAGGCAGCGGGUUCCCAACCCGGGACACUGCCAAGACUGAUAUAGCCAAAGAGUACGCAGACGACCCCUGGAACUUGACACACUUCGCAGAUCUGGAGGAAAGUGUGCUGAAAUACAUCACAGAGCCGAUAUCAGGCGUCAAGAUACCGUGGGUCUACGUGGGCAUGGUCUUCAGCAGCUUCUGCUGGCAUGUUGAGGAUCAUUGGACCUACUCUAUCAACUAUCAGCACUGGGGAGAAUCCAAAGUUUGGUACGGAGUACCUGACUCAGGAGCUCAAGAUUUCGAGGAUCUUAUCAAGAAAGAAGCUCCGGAACUGUUCACAAAGGAACCCAGUCUGAUGCACCAGCUUGUCACUACUCUCUCUCCUAAACUGCUUCACGACAAGGGUGUACCAGUGUACACGCUGAGACAACAGCCGGGUGACUUCAUAAUAACCUUCCCUCGUGCUUACCAUGCUGGGUUCAACUCUGGGUUCAACUUUAACGAGGCCUGUAACUUCGCCACCGCUGACUGGAUCCCACUCGGUCGGCAGUGUGUGGACCAGUACAAAGAGUUUGGUCGUUACAACGUCUUCUCCCACGAGGAACUGCUCCUUAGAAUGGUAUCUAAGACGGACAGUCUGUUGCUGGACAUUGCUGAAACCCUCUUCCAGGAUCUCCAGAUAAUGGUAGAGCGGGAACUGGAACAGCGGGAAUCACUCAAGCAGAUCCAGACAGACUUUCUAGAGUUUGAGGAGGUACCAGACGAGAAGAGGGUGUGUAGAGUGUGCAACACUACCAUGUUCCUCAGUUCCAUCGUCUGCUCCUGUCACCCAGAAGUAAUGUACUGUCUCCUACACGCUCCUACAAGUCCCUGUCCCACGUCUAAACAGACUAUGAAAUACCGCUACACGUCGAGGAACUCAAAAAGCUGCCCCAAGAUGUACAGAAGAGAAUACCAGAGAUUGGUGGAGGAACUUGAGAAGCUAGCGGAGCGGGCGGUUGCCAACAAAUACAUUGAAACUGACGAGUACAGAGAAUUGAGAUCUGUUAUCGACAAAGCUAACCAGUGCAUCAAGGUUACAGAUCUGCCCUGUCACGUGCCGGACUCGGCUCUGCUACAGGAACACUACGUCAGAAUCGUGGACUUCACUGAAAGGUGUGACCGAGCUCUUAACAAGAAUCUCACUAAAGUACAGUACGAGGAAAUGCUAAAAGAGAGUAGGAAGCUGGAGAUAGAUCUACCUCAAAUACACUCUCUCAAACAGGAAAUAAAGAAAAUACAAUGGGUAGAAGACCGUAUCAGAACUACUACAACGAGGCCACCAUCUCCUUCUCGGAUCUCCAGCAAGGCCUGUGCGAGCGAGCUCACUUCCCCAACACCAAACAGAUCGAGGAACUCCGGACAAACCCUGUCUGAUAUAAAGUUGGAACAGAGUAAGGGUCAUUACACUAGCGUCAAACAGCUGGAGGGUAUUCUCCUCAAGGGUCAAAUGUUGCCAGUAUCCCUACCUGAGCUUGACCGGUUGGCAGUGAAAGUAUCUGCUGCCAAAGCAUGGCACGACAAAGCUUCCAAAAUAUUCGUCAGGAAGGGAUUCUCAAAGCUGCUAGAGGUUUUAUCACCCAGAGGAUCUCUAUCAAACGACAACAGACCGCUAGAGGAGUCGUUACGGGAGAGCACAGCGAAGGAGUUUACAGAGAUGAAGAAGAGACGGGGGGAGCGAACAUGCUGCGAACUGAGAGUAGACGGUGCCAUGACGCAAUGUGACAUGUGUUACGAUUGGUUUCACAACAAGUGUGUUUCCAUUGCUAAGCACAAGGACGUCAAGAACAGCGAAAUCAUGAAGGACGUUAAGUAUUUGUGCCCGCUGUGCAGCAGAACAAAGCGCCCGUCCGUGGACCAAGCACUGGGACUACUCAUCACCCUUAGGCAGGCUGGAUUGGCAUUGCCAGAGGGCGUGGCACUCAGCUAUCUCAUCGAGCGAGCCAUGGAAUGGCAAGAGAAAGUUAGAGCUAUUAUCGCCAAACACCGAGCUCUGCCUAACGCCGUUGACAAACAAGCGUACAUUGAUCAGCACGUCUCCCUGAAAGAUAGGAACCAGAUAGAGGAGUACAUGGUUAAAGGAGAUCUCAUUGAACUCCAUCUAGAGGAAACUACUGAUCUAUGGAAUUUGCUAAAUAUAGUUGACGAGCACGUGGUCCCGGAGAAGAAACUGCCUGUCUCCAAGCGAUCCUCUCCAGGAGGCCCUUCUAAGCCUCCCUCCCUCCCUUCCUCCAAACCACCCUCCCCAACCGGGUCCCACACUUCCAACAAGCGCAGGAAGACACCCUCAGAUGAACGUAGUAAUGGAAGCAAUAGCUCUAUCAGUGCAACCCGGAAGCGGAGGAAGGAUCGUCAGAACACCGGUAGUGAUGAACUCUGCAGCGUUCUGGACUGUCUGAGACCAGAGGGAGCGAAAGUGGGCUGGAUCCAAUGUGACAAGUGUGAGAAAUGGUACCACCUCGAGUGUGUGGCAAUCUCCAACAAGGAGGCAGAGCAGAUCGAGGACUACACCUGUCCCGUCUGUAUUAACACAACGUGACGUCAUCAGGGUGGAACGUGACGUCACGCUAACUUUUUGUGACGUUAUUAUUACGUCACGCCAGUUUGAUGUGACGUCACGUGAUGUUGAAGUCAGGUCUGUUGGAGUGUUGUCCAGUUGUGGGAAGACUCUGGUUAAGUAAGCGGGGUUUGAUGAUAAUAAAUUAUUUUGAAGACGACAGUCUGUUGUGAAAGAAUGCAGUGACCUGAUAGUAAUUGAUAUUCAGCUGUCAACUGUAUUAUUUAAGAUUUACAUUUACAAUUUUCUUUGCCCUGCAAUCGAAUUAUGAUAUGAAAAUUUCAGUUCAGCAGAUUAGAAUCUUUGAUAUUAAUAUACAUUUCUGCAAGUAGAAAUGUCGAUAUACUUUUUUCGGAAAAGCAAUGUAUCACGGCAGAAUUACCAGACUUUUGCAGCAUGUAAAUGUUUUGAGUUGAAACUUAUUGGCUACAGCGUAUAGAAUAAAGAUAUGUGUUUGAGUAUUGGA
Bolinopsis microptera is the source of this 4080-nucleotide messenger RNA. Its product is annotated as lysine-specific demethylase 5B-like. The record is from RefSeq and is a predicted model, not a curated record. Gene Ontology annotation, cellular component: chromatin; nucleus. Gene Ontology annotation, molecular function: histone H3K4me/H3K4me2/H3K4me3 demethylase activity; DNA binding. Lineage: Eukaryota; Metazoa; Ctenophora; Tentaculata; Lobata; Bolinopsidae. Gene Ontology annotation, biological process: chromatin remodeling; regulation of DNA-templated transcription.